Molecule: messenger RNA, 1008 nt
Organism: Leptonychotes weddellii (Weddell seal)
Lineage: Eukaryota; Metazoa; Chordata; Mammalia; Carnivora; Phocidae
Source: RefSeq, a predicted model, not a curated record
AUGGCUACAGUGACAAAGACUGAUAAUCCGAGGAUAAAGUCUAGAGCAAAAGAAGUCCUCAUACAAAUAGUCUCAUGGGCAGAGAAAACCCAGACAUGGAUGAAUGAGUUCAUUCUGCUGGGGCUGUCCAGCUGCUGGGACACUCAGCUCUCCCUAUUUGUCCUUUUCCUGGUCAUGUAUCUGGUGACCAUGCUGGGGAACUUCCUCCUCCUCCUCCUCAUCAGACUGGACAGCAGGCUACACACACCAAUGUACUUUUUCCUCAGUGUCUUGUCAUUUGUGGACAUCUGUUAUACCAACAGCACUGUCCCACAGAUGGUUGUUCACUUCCUGUCAGCCUGGAAGCCCAUCCCAUUCUACAGCUGUGUGUUCCAGCUCUUCAUCUCCCUGGCGAUGGGCAGCUCCGAGUUCUUCCUGCUGGGAGCCAUGGCUUAUGACCGCUCUGUGGCAGUGUGCCAUCCACUGCACCAAGUCAUCAUGCAUGGAGGACUGUGCCUGGGGCUGGCUGCCGGCUGCUUGGCGGCUGGUUUCAUGAAUUCAAUGAUGCAGAAGAUCAUCAUCUUUCGGCUACCUUUGUGCCGUAAUGUUAUUAAUCACUUUGCUUGUGAGAUGUUGGCUGUGCUGAGGCUGACCUGUGUGGACAUCUCCUUCAACAAGGUCAUGGUGGCCAUCUCAGGAUUUCUGGUGAUCAUGCUUCCCUGUUUCCUGGUUCUGUUCUCUUAUGGUCGUAUAGUUACUGCCAAUCUGCAUAUUCGCUCUGCCGAAGGACGCUGCAAAGCAUUUGAGACCUGUGCCUCCUACCUCACUGUGGUUUCCAUGUGCUUUGGAACAGCCAUCUUCACGUACUUGAGACCCACUGCUGGUUCCUCAGCAGAGCAAGAGAAGUUGGUUGCCCUGUUCUAUGCUGUGGUGACCCCAAUGCUGAAUCCCUUAAUCUACAGCUUGAGGAACAAGGAGGUAAUGAGUGCUAUGAGGAGACUGUUGGGAAAACUUAGUGAAAAAAGGUAA